UUGAUUCAAAUCGUCCACCCCUCCUUUAAACAGUUCUGCUGUAGGAGUCUCAGGAAAGAAAGGGAAAAAAAAAAAGAGAGGAGAGAGAAAAAAUUUGGGAGUAACAAGUCCCCGAUGGACCGUUACUUACGGUCUCUAAUGAUGUUUAUAGGAGUUGCUCUCUUGUUUCCGACGGUGUCGGAGUCUAUGGUUCGGCACUACAAUUUUAGUGUGGUUAUGAAGAAUGUGACAAAGCUUUGCGGGACGAAGUCCAUCGUCACCAUCAACGGGAAGUUCCCAGGGCCCACAUUGUACGCCAGGGAGGACGAUAACAUGGUGGUGCGAGUCGUGAACCAUGUCCAAUAUAAUGUCACCUUGCACUGGCACGGGGUCAGACAGUUGCGGACAUGCUGGGCAGAUGGACCGGCAUACAUAACACAAUGCCCGAUUCAGCCAGGACAGAACUACGUGUACAACUUCACAAUCACUGGUCAGAGAGGAACUCUGCUCUGGCAUGCCCACAUAACCUGGCUCCGAGCCACACUUCACGGUGCCAUUGUCAUCUUGCCCAAGAGAGGGACUCCCUACCCCUUCCCUAAACCUGACAAGGAAAAGAUCAUUGUUCUAGGGGAAUGGUGGAAAGCUGACACAGAAGCAGUUUUAAACCAGGCGAUACAAACCGGAUUGCCCCCAAAUGUAUCGGAUGCUCACACCAUGAAUGGCCAUCCUGGACCGGUUCCAAACUGUUCUUCUCAGGGUUAUACUUUACAUGUCGAGAGCGGAAAGACCUAUCUGCUUCGGAUCAUCAAUGCAGCAGUAAAUGACGAGCUCUUCUUUCAAAUGGCGGAGCACAACCUAACAGUAGUCGAAGUCGACGCAUCCUAUACCAAGCCCAUAAACACCGACAGUAUAUUCAUAGGGCCAGGACAAACCACGAAUGCACUCUUAACUGCCCAUAAAAGUUCUGGUAAAUACCUGAUUGCCAUCUCCCCCUUCAUGGAUGCUCCGGUGGGGCUCGAUAACUCGACAUCAACAGGCACAUUGGUCUACUCGGGCACAACCCUAUCUUCCCCGACUGUUUCAAUGGCCAUCCCUCCUCUAAAUGCCACCCCUGUGGAGUUCAGCUUCAUCGACUCUCUUCGGAGCCUGAACUCCAAAGAAUACCCUGCAAACGUCCCCUUGACCAUUGACCACUCGCUUUUCUUCACGAUCAGUGUCGGGGUGAACCCGUGCUCGACUUGUGUUAAUGGGACUCGCCUAGUGGCCGCUCUCAAUAAUGUUAGCUUCGUGAUGCCGAACAUUUCGAUCCUCGAAGCACAUUACCACAACAUAGGUGGAGUCUACACAGAUGAUUUCCCUGGGUAUCCUCCAAUACCAUUCAAUUACACCGGAACAGGACCAUCAAACAUUCAGACAAUGAACGGGACGAGGGUGUAUAGGCUUCCUUUUAAUUCGACAGUUCAGAUUGUACUUCAAGGGACUUCCAUAAUAGCACCGGAGAACCACCCAACCCAUCUCCACGGGUUCAAUUUCUUCGCUGUCGGUAAAGGGCUCGGGAACUUCGACCCUGUGAAGGACCCAUUCAAGUUCAAUCUAGUUGAUCCAGUUGAAAGGAACACUAUAGGGGUGCCGACAGGUGGAUGGACCGCGAUAAGAUUCUGGGCAGAUAAUCCAGGUGUUUGGUUUCUGCAUUGCCAUUUAGAAGUGCAUACAACUUGGGGGCUGAAAAUGGCUUUCAUUGUGGAGAAUGGGAAGGGCCCUAAUGAGUCCUUAUUGCCUCCUCCUGGUGACUUUCCCAAGUGUUAGGAGAAAUAUUGUAUCCUUCACCAAAACAAAUAUGUGUAUAUAUAUCUCAAUUAUAUAUUUUGACUUCAAAGGAAGUUUGCAGAUGUGGAAGUCUUAGGAAAGUGGAGGAGAGUGAAAAAUCUGUGUUAUUGAGGAUGGGUCCUGGUGAGGAAUUUAUAUUAUUAUUAUUAUCAUUCUUUUAAUAUUGCAGAAAGUUUAAGUUGAAUUGGAUUCAAUAAGCUCUUGAAUGUACCUAACACUACAAGAGAAUGUACUUUUGGCGACUAUUUCUUUGCCGACCCAUUAAGGGACCUAAUGAGU
Molecule: messenger RNA, 2085 nt
Organism: Punica granatum (pomegranate)
Lineage: Eukaryota; Viridiplantae; Streptophyta; Magnoliopsida; Myrtales; Lythraceae
Source: RefSeq, a predicted model, not a curated record